AUGUGUUUUUGUGUGGAGGGGGAGCGAGUCCGAUUUUGCUUUGCUUUUUAAAACUUGGUCAGAGUCUGUUGAAGAUAUCUUAAGGAACAGCCUCCAAGUCAACUGAGGGUUCAGAGAGCCUCAAAAAUUGAAAGGUCUUCUCCAUUUUUUGCUAGACAAUGGCAUCUAAAAAUUCCUCUACCUGCUCCACUGAAAUUAUUAACGUGGAAGAUGAUGAGACGCAGAUACCAUUGGAACACCGAAGGGGUUCCAGGGGAGAUCCGGGAAAUUACAGGCCAGUCAGCCUGACGUCAAUACCAGGUGCUGAGGGAGGAGACUCAUCUGAAACUCCUCGUAAGCGAAAGAAAAAAAGUAACAAAUAUGAAGCCUUUUCACCUGAGGAGAAAGCCUGGCUGGAGAAAUAUAGAACUUGGGAAUCACAGACAAGGAAGAUUCUCAACAGAACAUACAGCAAAUUGCUUGAUGAUUUAUCUCAACCUCAUGCUCAGAAAGAAAUUCAGUACCUCAAGAAACGUUUGAUCAGCUUGCAGGAGAAGACUUCCUUGGACCCCAUAUGCAUUGGGUUUCCUGGGCAAACAGGGGCAGGGAAGACCUCCCUCCUCAAUGCCAUUCUAGGGAAGAAGCUGUUUCUGCCAGUGUCUGGGAACAGUGUGUGCACUUCAUGUGUGGUACGAGUAAACACAAGCAGUGCUGAACAGUAUGAAGCCACGGUUCACCUCCUCUCAGAUGAUGAAUGGAAAGAAGAGAUGAACAACCUUGUGGCAGUUUUGUCCGAGAAUGGGGAUGAUGAAGAUGAAGAUGAUGAAUGCGUGAAAGAUGCCAUAAAAAAGCUCCAUGCUAUUUAUGGGAAGGGAGUUGAAAAAACCCGUGAAGCCUUGAUCAAGGCCAAGCCGCAGGUGUCUAUUCCUCCCAGACGAAUACUUUCAAUCGAGACUCCGGAGGCAGAAAAGCUCUCCAAGAAACUGGAUCCUUACAUUCGUGUUCAGGAUGAGGGUGGUAAUAGGCUCUGGCCGCUGAUCAAGUACGUGGAAGUGACUGUUCCAGGGUCAGACAUCCUUCCAGAAGGCAUCACAUUUUUGGAUAUUCCUGGUACAGGAGACUUCAACAAAAAGAGAGAUGAGAUGUGGAAACAGAGUAUCAAUUCAUGUUCAGUCAUCUGGAUUAUCAGUGGUAUUGUGCGCGUUCAAGGAGAUAAGAUCCAAGCCAGGUUACUGAAUGACAGCAUCACAGCCUUCCGUGCAGGGAACUGUGUUGACUUUGCUAUGGUGGUCACCAAAUCAGAUGUCAUUAAACUUGAUGAAUACAGAAGUGAAAGAAAAAAUAAAAAUGGUCCCGUUGAGAAUGAGCAUGAUGCCAUUUUAGAGAGGAACCAAGAUGUGAAGAGCAAGAAGGAGAGAAGCAUUAAGGAGAAGCUGCAGAAACAACUGCCACCUGAUUCAGAAGUCCUUAACAAGGAGCAUAAAUGGGUUUAUACAGUCAGUGCCCAAGAGUUCUGGGAGCCAAAGCACCUCAGUCAAGAAGAAACAGAGAUCCCAGAGCUGAGGGAAUACAUCAAGAGACUCUAUCUGAAGGAGAAGAAGAAACUUGUGACCAAUUAUGUGACUGCGGUGUUGAGCAUUCACAAGCUGGCUAAGAAUUUGGGUUCCAAGCCACAGUUUGAGGAUCAGGUGUUUCGAAAAAGUGGUGUGGAAGAAUGGAUGAUAAAGUAUAUUGACUCUCUUGAUACGGACCUUCAAACAUGUUUUGACAAGAUAAAUCAAUCCCUCUGUGAAGGCGUGAAAAAUGCUGAAAAGAGUUACAGGAGAAUUGUAAACUUGCUCACAAAAGCUGAAGGAUACAGAGGUUAUCACAAGACCCUGAAAGCAGUGUGCUUGAAGGAUGGUGUCUAUGCCUCUAAGAGUUUUGCACGCAUUGAUUUCAAUGAAAGCCUUGCCAAGCCCAUCUAUGAUGAAAUUGGGGUCAUGUUUGAAAACAUCUUCAGGACUCAAAAGCCUACCAGAGCCAAUCUGUGGUAUCACCUGGAAAUGUUUAAAGAUGAUGUGGAGAACAAGAUACGCCAAAUUGGAAAAGACAACAGCCUGCCAAAUGACAACAGCAAGGGUGAAAUUUUCCUUCAAGAAACAAAUGUAAAUCUACAAAAAUUAAAAAAAGAAAUUCUCCAGAGGAAGUCAGGUAUCUACCAGAGUCUUUGUGUGUCUAUCCAAAGUGAUCUGAAGCCACACUAUAAAGAGGCCUCAGAGGUUAAGGGUCAUGGAGCCUAUGAGUCCAUGAAGAAGAUCCUCAUGAAGGGCAUUGAGAAGGAAGUAACGAACAAGAUGUUUGAGAAGGCCCAAUCCAACAUGGAGAGACAGUUCUGUGAACUAAAGAGAGAUAUCUUGCUGAAUCUGAAGGAAAACAUUUCCAUUGUGUUCAAACUUGUCUUCUUACAACAGGAACCGUUUGCUGUGCACUUGGCAGAUAUUGAGAAUGAAUGCAGAAAAAUCCAGGAAAUCUAUAACAAGUUGCAAAAUGAUCAUUAGUAAGAAAAAGAUUUUGUUUCUUAAAAUACUGUUCUUAUUUUUUGCAAGCUAGAUAAAGUUCACAGCUGGUUGGCCACUGUGUGAAACAGGAUGCUGGACUAGUUUGGCCACUAGACUGAUUCAGCAGGGUGCUUCGUAUGUUCUUAUAACAUUAGAUAUUCAACUUGUGUGAGAAGGGCCUUGUCGUUUAUGAACUGUUGGAAGAUUUAUACAUUGUCAUUUCAUUCAUUUUAUUGCACAUAUGAACAUGAAAAGUUAUUAAGUUUUAGUAGAACUGCAUAUUUGAAAUAUAUUUCCAAGGUAAUAAUUAUAAUGGGUAGUGGAAAAAUGCAUCUGAUGAAGUGAACUCUGACUUAUAAGUGUUUAUUUUGGAAUAAAUUUUGUUAGUUUUUUAAGAUGCAA
Molecule: messenger RNA, 2921 nt
Organism: Eublepharis macularius
Lineage: Eukaryota; Metazoa; Chordata; Lepidosauria; Squamata; Eublepharidae
Product: nuclear GTPase SLIP-GC-like
Exons: 21
Coding region: 159-2519 (786 amino acids)
Molecular function (GO): GTPase activity
Source: RefSeq, a predicted model, not a curated record